ACCGUCAUGGCGGCCUGAGAGUGUUGUCGAAUUAAAAAAAAAAACUCCUGAGGGAGAUUUUAAAAAUAAAAAAAACCUGAGGUAAACCAUGUCCCCCCACGUUCAGCCUUGUUUCCAACUGCUUCGCAUCGGCGCGCCGGCGUCUGGCCACGGCGUGCGCGACCUCUACACGUUCGUGCCGGGCGGCGAGCGCUGCUCGGCCGAUCUGGGCCGCGCUGAGGGCCGCGUCCACGUUUGCCUUCGCUCGGCGUCGCGGCCCGCGCUGCUGUCGCGUCUCCACGCCUCCCUCACGGCCGAACGCUGCGGCAAUGGUCGCGGUGCGGGGGCGAGGAGGUACCGGGUCUACAUCACGGACCACAGCUCCAGCGGCACGAGUGUGAACGAGCGGCGAGUGGAGCGGGGGCACCGGGUGGAGCUGCACGAUGGAGACACGGUGUUGCUGGGCCCCGCUCAGACCAACGCUCGCGGCGCCGACUCAGAGUUCCUCUUCCUGUUCCAAAAGGUGGACGUGAGGCCGGACGACUUCGACGCGAUCCCGAUGUCCAGCUGCUCGCCGCGUCGCCGCCACUCCGCGCCGGCCACGCCUCCCGCCACGGCGGCGGCGACGCCCCCGGCCCCGGCGACGCCGGUGACACCGACGCCGGCACCGCCGCCACGCGCCCUCAUCCUCACCUCCAUCGGCAGCAUCAGCAAGCUUCAGGCAUCCUCGCUCACCUACCACCCUGGUCGCGGCGUCAACGGCGCCGCCGCCGCCGCCACUCCCGCCGACCCGGUGGGCCACACCGACUCAGCCGGCACGGAACAGCAGCAGCAGCAACAGCAGCAACAGCAGCAGCAGCAGCAGCGUAGGCAGCGGCCGGCUUCCGAGUCGGACCCCCUGCUGGCGCCCCCCCGCAAGCGGCAGCGCAAGCCGGUGCACACGGUGCGGCGCGACCUGGACACGGAGGUCACCGCCAGCCGACCCCACCGCGACCUCCGCUGCCCAGAGGUCGCGGUGACCCGGAGGCUCCUCUCGGAGGGAUUGUCACGAUCGCCGCCGCCGUCGUCGUCGUCGCCAUCGCCGCCACCGUCGCCGCGGUCUCGCUCCUCGUCCGACGAUGAUGAUGAGGACGACGAUGAGGACGACGGUGACGGUGCCAGUGGUAAUGACGAGGAGGAGGAGGAGGAGCGGCGCUUGAUGGAGUCGCGCACAGCGGGAUGUGGGGGGGGUGCGGGGAGACCUCAGGGGGGGCGCGGAGCCCACAGAGGAAGUGGAGGCGCCAGGAGGAAUGCUGGGAGCUGCCAGCGCACCACCGGAACUGGGAGACCGCGCGGCCGCCCCAGAAAGAACUCCUCUCCACUGGCGGCGCCGGCGGCGGCGGCGCCAUCGCCGGCGUCGCUCGCCAGGACCCCAAGUUCUUCCUCCAAGACGGCGCCGUCUCCCGUCAGCGUCCCCAAGUCGCUCGCCCGGCCGCCGCCCGUAUCCCUCGGCUGGAGCCUCUCCGGCAGGGCCCCGCCGCCGUCGCUCGCGGCAACGGCGGCAAAGAGCCCAGCGGCGUCAAGGAAAGCUGUGGCGGCCGUCAGGAGCCCUGUCGGAGCGGCGGGGGCGAAGGACGCCGUGACAAGCACGGCGAAGGACGCGGCCGUGCCUGCGCGCGGUUCGGUGUGGAACACGGCGAGGGGCCUUGGCGGUGGAGGCACGGUUGAAGAGGAGGACGAGGAGAGUGACGAGGAGGAGGAGGGGGCGGUGGCCGCGGCGGCGGCGGUGCCUGUGGUCGCGGUGGGGGGGGGCGGCGGGGAGGCUUGCGCCGCGCGCCGCUGCCUGCGCCCGCAGGAUGAGACGCUGGACUGGGUGCAGUGCGACGCGUGCGACGCCUGGUUCCACAUGGCGUGCGUGGGAUACCGCCCCGAGCACGGGGACUUCCACUGUGGGUGCUCCUAGCGAGGGCCGGUGGUGGGUGGGUGGGUGGAGGAAUGAGUGAGGGAGUGAGGGAGGGAGGGAGUGAGUGAGGGAGGGAGUGAGUGAGUGAGGGAGGGAGUGAGUGGGUGAGUGAGUGGGUGAGUGGGUGGGUGAGUGAGUGGGUGGGUGAGUGGGUGGGUGGGUAGGUGGAUGAAUUAGGGGGUGAGUGGGUGGAUGAAUUAGUGGGUGAGUGAAUGAGUGAAUGAAUAAGUGGGUGGUGAGUUAGGGGUGGAUGGGUAAGUGAGACGGUGAGGGGGUGGGUGGGUGAGAGUGGGGGGGGGGAAUGAGUAAGUGGGUGGAUGAGGGAGUUAGUGAAUAAGAGAAGGGGUGGCCGAGUGAGUGAGGGGUGAAUGAGUGAAGGGGUGGGUGAGUAGGUGGGUCGAUGGGUACAAACACAGACAUGGAGGCAGAGUGACACACAGACAUUAACGCACACGGUGUGAUUGAAUUGGUGAGUGCAUGAGUCUGGGCGAUUGCGUGUCAGAGACAACGCUGCCAUGGUGGGUACCCUGGCAGUGAGCACACUUAGACAAUGUACACUCACACAGGCGGUGUCGUCUUGACGACAGUGUUGCCAUUGUAACAACGGCGCUCGUCAAUGUGUCUAGAACAGGGGUGGGGAACCUUUUUUUCUGCCAAGUGCCACUUGGAUAUUUAUAUAACAUCAUUCGCGGGCCAUACAAAAUUAUCAACUUCAAAAUUAGCCCGUUAUAUUUGGUCAAACGUUUCAUUAACUCACCCAUAAUGCGAUGGCUGGAACUGCUUCUCUCUGGCGAGGCGUGUGAUGAUGUUAGCUGCUGGUGUUGAUGAUGUUGUUGCUACUCGCAACUGCUUUUCCAGGUUUGCUCCUAGAAUUAUUGAAUUUCGAGUCCCGUCUGCGGUUGCCUUGGCAGGGCCAGACCCAAAUGAUUUCGCGGGCAUCAUACGGCCCGAGGGCCGGACGUUCCCCACCCCUCGGCAAUCAUAUUCACAAGGCUCCUGUGUGUUGACAUGUUUGAGCCCCUUCUGUUUUAAAGGAGUUUAAUUGGGGAGUAGUGGCGCAGUGGUUAGCACCCUGCGCUACGAACCCCGCGACCCGAGUUAGAUUCCUCCCCCCCCCCCCUCACGAUCGCCACCGGUGACGAUUAUCUGAAUUGUUCGUGGGGCCUCUGUGCGAGUACCUGGUGCAGGGCUAAAUUGUGGGAAGCAUGGAGUAGCGAAAUCCAUUGUACUGUUCGCUUACGUAUGCUCCCCGUCUUCAGCGAUCUGCACUGACCAGCGUGGUGAAGUGUGCUCAAGUGACAUCGCACGCCAGUCGAUGGACAAGAGGCUGGAUGUGUACGGGGAGGGAUGAUGUCGAGGGUUUGUGUAAUGCAUCUUUCUUAAUCCCGUUCCAAAUGUUAUCGCCACGAAAGUUCCCGUGGCGUUUACCGUAUUAUCCAGAUCACAAGAUGUUCUAGAAAUCAAGACUCGGUGUCAUUAAAACUAUACAGAUCUGGUCUCACACACACAGGUGCACUUAAAUACUUCACACUCAAAAGUGCAAGAUUCCCCGGUUUAGCCUCAACAGACUUGGGGCACGUGCUGUUAGUGAGCAUCGAUAAAUAGCGGCACGGCACACGAGGGGGUGGAUGGCAGAGGUCGCAACCGGGUACCCGAUACCCGUACCCUACCCGAUACCCGGCUACCAUUACCCGGCCGGGUACGGGUAGCCGUUUGCGACCCUGGUGCGGCCGGGUACGUGUACGGGUAGGCCGUGAGUCACUGGUGAGUCACCGUUUGUCACUCAUUUCGGGUAGGGUACGGGUACGGGUAGGGUACGGGUACGGGUACGGGUAGGGUACGGGUAGGGUACGGGUACCCAUUUGCGACCCUGGUGCGGCCGGGUACGGGUAGGCCGUGAGUCACUGGUGAGUCACCGUUUGUCACUCAUUUCCCAACGUCUUGUCUCUUCUCACAAUUCAAGUUCCUAGAAUCAACCCACCCGCGCCUGCAACAUGGCUUCAUCCCAGAGGUCGCAACCGGGUACCCGAUACCCGUACCCUACCCGUACCCGGCAGCUGUUCUAGACUAAUUUCAGGGUGCCGAUUCCAAAUCUGAUCUCAGAUUUGCUCUAUCACAUCUCAUUUUUAUGCUAUCGGCAUCACCCAUUUUUAUUGAUUUUACCCGAAAUUAACUCUCACUUAUGAUUGCAAGUUGUUGCGAGUCAGUGACUGCUUUAGUGUUAAAAUAUGGUGCUGUAUUUUUAGGAUAGUGUGUUUAUAAUAUCAUUUUAUGUAGAUAUCCACAUUUAUUUAAUAUUUUUCUUCUGCAGUUUUUAUUGAAAAUGCAAUAUUUGAUAUCUCAAAAACCUGAUGUGAUAGACAAAAACUGAUGCCAGAUUUGGAAUCAGCACCCCAAAAUUACCUUAAAACCUUUGGAAUACCUUAUGCCAGACAAAAGUGUGACCAGUUUCGAUUUAAAGCUUUCGUGACUGCAGGGAUUCAUCUUCUUGGUUCUUUCGGUAAAGUCACGUAGAAUGGAAA
Messenger RNA from Lethenteron reissneri (Far Eastern brook lamprey), 4443 nucleotides. RefSeq names its product transcription factor 19 (gene TCF19). The record is from RefSeq and is a predicted model, not a curated record. Gene Ontology annotation, biological process: regulation of gene expression. Gene Ontology annotation, cellular component: nucleus. NCBI's taxonomy places the organism in Eukaryota, Metazoa, Chordata, Hyperoartia, Petromyzontiformes, Petromyzontidae. Gene Ontology annotation, molecular function: protein binding.